Messenger RNA from Brassica napus (rape), 1675 nucleotides. RefSeq names its product alpha carbonic anhydrase 4. Bases 799 to 1581 code for a protein of 260 amino acids. The transcript is spliced from 6 exons. Lineage: Eukaryota; Viridiplantae; Streptophyta; Magnoliopsida; Brassicales; Brassicaceae. The record is from RefSeq and is a predicted model, not a curated record. Gene Ontology annotation, molecular function: carbonate dehydratase activity; zinc ion binding.
ACGUUACACACGGUAACAUCAAAGCCCAUCAGCCUCCAUUUUAAGUGAAACGAUGCGGUGGCAGCACAUGAGAGAAGCCAACAAUUUUUUAUAUAUAUAGAUAGAUAGAUCUGUAACUAUAUACUCCCUCUAUUUUUUAAUACAAGUCGUUUUAGAAUUGUGCACAUAGAUUAAGAAAUCAUUAUUUUUUUAUAUUUUCUAAACAAAAACAUCAUUAAUUAUUUAUUUAACCACAAAUUAAUCAAUAAUAAAAUAGAAUGUGCAUUAUCAUUGGUUAUAUAACAUUAACUGUUAAUAAAUUUUACAUAGAAAACUGAAAACAUCAUAUAAUUUGUAACAUAAUUUUUUUUCUAAAACGACUUAUAUUGAAAAACGGAUGGAGUAUUAUAUAUUGUUUGGCAGUUAAAAUUCGUUUGUUCGCAUUGAGAAAUUAGCAGAUAUAUUCUCUUUUGCAGGAAUAUAAUUCAGAAUUAAGCAUUACUAAUUUGUUAUCCAGGCAAUUUUUCUUCUCUGUCAAAAAUGUUCACAUUGAUUUACUUUUAAAACCGAAAUUAUAAAUCUCUUAACCAAAUGUAUCAAACUGUCUUUUCUUUUCUUUUUUUACUUAACAACCAGUUUUUCAUUUUUGCACCAAAUUAUUAACUAAUAUCACAGCAAAUAGCAAUUGCACAAACCAUAAACUAACAAACCCCGUAAAGCCUCCUUUUAAAUAGGGCAGCUCUAAACCAUUUCAUGUCCAAAACAUACUCAAGAACAUCUUAAUCAUUAAGCAAAAUCAAAAUCUCAAAAGGAACACAAAUGGAUCCGAACACAAAAACAAUUCUCUUUUUCGCAUUGUUCUCUCUUUAUUUAUCCCUCUCUAACAUUUUAGUCGCUGAACCAUAUACGUACGAUCAAAAUCCAGAGAAUGGACCAGAGGGAUGGAGCAAACUAGACCAUCAAUGGAAAAUUUGUAACCAUGGGAAACUCCAAUCUCCAAUUGAUCUCACUAGGGGAAGAGUUAGUCGUGUUCAUGAUGAAGCAUGGAAAAUACACCACAAACCAGCCGAGACUGUAAUUAUGAGCAGAGGACACGACAUUAUGGUAUCGUGGAAAGGAGAUGCUGGAAAAAUGAUGAUAGAUCAUACGGAGUUUAAACUGGUGCAAUGUCAUUGGCAUUCACCGUCUGAGCAUACCAUUAAUAGAACUCGUUAUGACAUGGAGCUUCACAUGGUUCACACGAGUGCUCAGAGCCAAACCGCAGUGAUUGCAGUUCUUUAUAAAUUAGGGAGACCUAAUGAAUUUCUCACAACGCUACAAAAUGAAAUAAAAACAGUGGGGAAAGAAGAGAAGAAACUAGGGAUCGUGGAUCCAAGAACUAUUGGGUUUCACACCGACAAAUUCUAUAGAUACGUUGGCUCUCUCACUGCUCCUCCAUGCACUGAAGGUGUUAUUUGGACCGUCGUCAAAAAGGUGAAUACAGUAUCAAUGGAGCAACUUGCAGCUCUGAGGGAGGCUGUUGAUGAUGGGUUUGAGAGAAAUUCAAGACCGGUUCAAGACACAAAUGGAAGAUCGGUUUGGUUAUACGAAACAAAUGUUUGAAUAGUUGGAUUAAAUUAUUAUGUAAUCUCGAGUCUUUAUUUGUUCACUUAUUUGUUUUGAGCUUUUUUUUUGAAUUUUUUUUUUUUGAAAUUUU